UGUCACCCAAUCGCGGUGGAUGGAUGGACACAAAUUCCUUCAGAUGUGCAACAAGAUCUUGUGGAAAGUCUUUCCAGAAGAGUGGGAGGUAUUGCUCCUGAUGAGGGACUAUGGGACAAGUGGUUUAGUCGAUGCAGAAAUGGUUGGAGGGGGAAUUAGAUUUGUCAAGUAUCUGCGCUUUAGUAUUUUUUGCAAGAUUUUUUUUUUUAUACUUUAUCUGGAAAUGAAAUAUUUGUACUUGAUAGCACUUGUUUUAUUUUUUUACAUCUGGUUUGAUCAAAAGAAGUAAAGUCAAUCAGAUGAAAUGACCUGCUUGAGCUUUGUGAAUCUUAUAAAGUGGUAAAGAGCAGGGACGAACGAAAACCGGGGAUCACGACUAAAAAAGGUGCAAGGCAAUUUUCAACCGUACAGGGCGUCCUGGCGUCUCGAGCCUGCGCAGUGCAGCGUGGCCGAGUCGGAGUGGGUCGCAGUUCCACCAACGGAUGAGGAAGCGCAGUUUCCGGCUGCUGGCGGUACGAGGCGAACCCGAACCCCGGAGAAAAACGACGCCGGCUCGGGGCGAGCGGUUUCAAGCAACGGUAUUUUUUUUUACCCCCGGCAAAAUCGGGGGGACGGGGUCGUGUGUGUGUGUUAUUUUUUAUGAGACAAGGGACUUGACCUAAAAACGGUGCGAAGAAGCGGCUCAAGGCGGGAGUGAGCCACGAUCCACCGGCAUGGCCAGGGACUACGAUUACCUAUUCAAGCUGCUCAUCAUCGGUGACAGCGGAGUGGGGAAGAGCAGUCUCCUGCUUCGUUUCGCAGACAACACAUUUUCAGGUAGCUAUAUUACCACAAUUGGAGUGGACUUCAAGAUCCGGACGGUGGAAAUCAAUGGUGAGAAGGUGAAGUUACAGAUCUGGGAUACAGCAGGACAGGAGCGCUUUCGCACCAUCACAUCCACGUAUUACAGAGGAACGCAUGGGGUCAUCGUGGUGUACGACGUCACAAGUGCAGAGUCCUUUGUCAACGUCAAACGAUGGUUACAUGAAAUCAACCAGAACUGUGAUGAUGUGUGUCGAAUAUUAGUGGGAAACAAAAAUGAUGACCCCAAUUCCAAGGUUGUGGAGACGACCGACGCGCAGAAGUUUGCCGAGCAAAUGGGCAUUAACCUGUUUGAGACCAGCGCAAAAGAGAACAUCAAUGUCGAAGAGAUGUUCAACUGCAUCACAGAGCUAGUGCUCCGAGCCAAGAAGGAGGUGCAGGCCAAGCAGCAGCAGCAGCAACAGAACGACGUGGUCAAACUCACCCGGAACAGUAAACGGAAGAAAAAGUGCUGCUAGUGAAUGGCGCUCAAAGGUCGCUAGCGGCCGUCUUCGUGGUCGCGUGCACACCGGGUGGGACUGAGAAAGUCUAAAUUAAAGAACAGAUAAAGAUUUAAGAAAUAUACGCUAAAGAUUCAAGCAAAUACACGUCCCCUUUGGACAAAAUAAUCAUGAAGAAAUAUAUGUACAGAUUUUAUGGUUAUUUCAUGGUGUGAUCAGAAAGUCUUAUUUGGAAUUGAGCGGCAGGUCCUGCUUUUCUUAAAGGAUCUGCAAAUUGACAACUGACUGCCAUCACGCUCCAGUGUCGAUCCGCUUCACCACAUCGCCGUCGUCAUAUAUCCGUCUUGUCCUUCCUUUUCACUUUCAUCUUCCUCUUCCUCACUGCACAAGGACAUUCAGUGCUUGAGGAGAGGGGCCUUUGUUUUUUCUUUUUCUCGUUCUCUUCUUUUGGGCUGGUGGGUGUAUUAGGAGAUGAAAAAGGGGGAGGCUGACCUGCUUUACCGCAGCUCACGCCAACACAUCCUGAUGAAAUGCAAAAAUGUUUGCUCGCGGCAAAAUGAAAUAACGAGUGGUAGGUUGCCUAACCUAUUGGACGGGCGUUGCUAACUUUCACUUUUUUGUUUUUGCCAAGCUUCCUUCUAACGUGCAGCAGUGCUGAGCCAACAACCUGAUUUGACAUUUUCUUUUCUUUUAAACUUUACAUUUGAUUUUUUUUUUUUAAGUAUGGCGGAGUUGUAGUACUGCAGUCUUCCUGCACUUUCAGCUAUCCCUUUUAAUUUUUCUUUUUUUUUUUUUUUUUUUUUUUUUUU
Messenger RNA from Syngnathoides biaculeatus (alligator pipefish), 2110 nucleotides. RefSeq names its product RAB35, member RAS oncogene family b (gene rab35b). Gene Ontology annotation, cellular component: plasma membrane; endosome membrane. The transcript is spliced from 7 exons. The coding region runs from base 714 to 1319 and encodes 201 amino acids. The record is from RefSeq and is a predicted model, not a curated record. Lineage: Eukaryota; Metazoa; Chordata; Actinopteri; Syngnathiformes; Syngnathidae. Gene Ontology annotation, molecular function: GTP binding; GTPase activity. Gene Ontology annotation, biological process: endocytic recycling.